Centropristis striata (black sea bass) is the source of this 3215-nucleotide messenger RNA. RefSeq names its product DnaJ heat shock protein family (Hsp40) member A1 (gene dnaja1). Bases 270 to 1490 code for a protein of 406 amino acids. The transcript is spliced from 9 exons. Gene Ontology annotation, molecular function: Hsp70 protein binding; ATP binding. Lineage: Eukaryota; Metazoa; Chordata; Actinopteri; Perciformes; Serranidae. Gene Ontology annotation, cellular component: cytosol; cytoplasm. Gene Ontology annotation, biological process: protein refolding; response to heat. The record is from RefSeq and is a predicted model, not a curated record.
AAGUGCACCAGGCACACGAUGCUUUCUAAUGAGAACUGCGCUGAUAAAGACAAUAAUGUGACCAUAGACAAUAAUGUGACGGACUGGGAACUGUAGGAGUUGGCUCACUCCAGAAGGUGGCAGUAGUGCAGAAUCAAGGAUGCAAGCUGCCGUUCAAACCCAAAGAAGAAGACAAAGCUUCUGGAAGAGUCUGUGAACUGAGGUGUGCUUUUGAACUUGUAAGACUACAAACUGCUGUCUUCAUAAAAGGUUAUCCAUCAAAGAUCAACAUGGUCAAGGAAACGGGUUUCUAUGACACAUUGGGUGUGAAACCUAAUGCUACUCCUGAUGAACUGAAAAGGGCAUAUCGCAAACUAGCUUUGAAAUAUCACCCUGAUAAAAAUCCUACAGAAGGAGAGAAGUUCAAGCAGAUCUCCCAGGCAUAUGAGGUUUUGUCAGAUGCCAAGAAGAGAGAGGUAUAUGACCGUGGAGGUGAAAAGGCUAUAAAGGAAGGAGGGACUGAUUGUGGUGGUGGCGGGGGCUUUGCAUCGCCCAUGGACAUCUUUGACUUGUUUUUUGGUGGGGGUAGUCGGAUGCACAGAGAGCGAAAAGGGAAGAACAUUGUUCAUCAGAUUACAGUGACUCUGGAAGAGCUUUAUAAUGGAGCAACAAGAAAACUUGCUCUCCAGAAGAAUACUAUUUGUGAGAGAUGUGAAGGUCGUGGGAGUCGGAAAGGAGCUGCACAGACGUGCAUGUCCUGCCAUGGCACAGGCAUGCAGGUCCGCAUGCACCAACUAAUACCAGGUAUGGUCCAGCAAGUGUCCACAGUGUGCUCCAGCUGCCAGGGCCAAGGACAGAGAAUCAGCCACAAGGACCGCUGCAAAGGAUGCGGGGGCCGAAAGAUCAUGCGCCAGAAGAAGAUUUUAGCGGUCCACAUUGACAAAGGAAUGAGAGACGGCCAGAAGAUCGUUUUCCAUGGAGAGGGAGACCAGGAGCCAGGAAUUGAGCCAGGUGAUGUCAUCAUUGUCUUGGACCAGCGAGAACAUUCAGUUUUUAGCAGGAAAGGAGAGGACCUGGUCAUGUCAAUGGAGUUACAGCUGGUUGAGGCUUUGUGUGGUUUCAAGAAGCCUGUUCAGACACUGGACAACAGAACUCUCCUCAUCACCUCACAUCCAGGGGAAUUGAUCAAGCCUGGAGACACAAAGUGCGUCAUGACUGAAGGGAUGCCCAUGUAUCGCAGACCAUUUGAGAAGGGACGCCUUAUUAUUCACUUUACGGUGGUGUUCCCACAAGCCAACUUCCUUUCUAAGGACAAGCUGAAGGUGCUGGAGCGCUACCUCCCAGAAAAGCUGGAUCCAGAGCAGCCAGACAGCAUGGACGAUGACCUCUACAUCUACGCCGACCUGGAGGACUGUGACGUUGAGAACAGAAGAAGACACAACCAUCAGUACUACUACAUGGAUGAAGAUGACUAUGCCAGCACUGGUGGUGUUCAGUGCCAGACGUCUUAAAUAACAACUGGACUGUUCUUAUUUGAGAAGCCCAAACCCUCAUCUCUAAAGCAAAGCACCUUUUUGGAUUUUUUUGCACUUUUUUUAUUUUAUUUAAUACCUUCUCUUAAAAUCGUAUCUGUUGUGUUUUGAAGUUUUCUUUUUCAGCUGAAUCAGAAAAUGGUGUACCAACACCGUCUUGAUUUAAUAUUAUAAUACUUUUUUUGAUGGAGGUGAAUGGGAUUUCUCUUCAACGUCCCAGACCUCACUUUUACUUUUACUUUUUCUUUUCCAAUCACACUGUGAUAAGAGACGAGGGGUAUCACAGAGGCUUCAGAGAAAAAAAACAACUUUUGUCUGAGCAAAGACUGCCUGCUUUGUAUGCAUUUACACUAAAAAGGAUGCCAAUAUUAAUAUGAAAAUAACCUUUUUUAUAGUGUUACUAAGUCAGAUGUUGUGAACCACUUGUUGAUGAGUCGUUUAAUCCAUUGCGUGUGUAAAGACCCAAUCUACAGUUGGUGGUGGAGGACGGGACGUGCAUUGAGGCUUGAGUUGAAACAUUUAUGCCGUUUUACCCUUUUAAGGGCUAUUUCCUAGACAUUUCUUAACAAUCUUGAGAAUGUGGAGAGAAGACGCGAAUUUGGAGGAAAAGUGAUAAUUAUUCAGGCAUGGCAGUAUUUAGGUUCAAGCCACUAAUGUAGAUGAUUCUAACUAAUAUUUAAGUUUACUUUUUAAUAUUUUUGAGCUGCAAUCAGAUGUCUGUGGAGAUGCCGAACAUUUGUUUUUGUUUUGGAAGCCUUGUGUGAAAAGUAGAACAUUUCUUGUGUACAAACAACUGAGUUCGAUAUGAGCCAAAUAUGACUGCAUUUUAAUUGCAUGGUAGGUAUCCAGUAACAAAAGCUCAAACAUACUUAUUUUGAAAAGUCACUUUAUUUUGAAAAUAAUUAACAGUUCAGGAGGGGUUCUCCAAAAAGCAGGUUAUCUGAAUAACUUUUCACAAUGGGGUAUUUUAACAUAAUUCUGUGUUUUUUGUUUUAGUUUUACGUGGUUUGGGGUUUUACAUAACAGAAAGUUAUCCAGAUAUAUCAGUAAAUCUGCUUCUUGUGACAGAACCAUAAUGCCUUGAUGGUAAAUGUUUCUCCUCUUUUUAAAAAGUAUUGAGUGCCAAGUUGCACCCAAGUUUAAAAGUGAAAAAAAAAAUGUCUAGGUUGUUUUUAAGGAUGAAUGUUUUUUCAGGUAUGUGAUUUUACAAUCAUAAGAAGAUUAAUUAAAACCUAAAAGUGGCAUUUGAAAUUACAAAUUGAAAUCAAAGAUCAACUUGUUUUGUUUUCAGAUUUCGACCCACAAGAAAUUAAGUGUCUCAUAUAGUCCUAUUUGUAAAUGCCAAAUGAGUCGGUGGGAGGUUAUGGAGGGACUUAAAAUCGGCACACCUGAUACCUCAUUGAAGUGUUUGCCUGUUUGAAAGCCUUAUCAUAACUGAACUUGAAGCAACUUGAUAGUGCAAGUCUUUUUUUUUCAGUGAUGACUGCCUUUGUAAUUGUAAAACACAACUAUGCUCAUCCUAAGAAAGAUUCCUUAAAUUGUUGAAGCAGAUGCAAAUUAAUGAGUACUCAUAAUGUCAGGGGAACUCGACUUAACUAAGUGUUGUCAAGUUUGUAAUUUGACUGACUGGUACGUGUGUUAGGACCAAUCUACUUGUUUAUGCUCAUGUUUUCUAAUUAAAUGCAGUUGGAUGUUCUCUCUAAA